GUUGAUUGCUGAGGGUAUAAAUGUCUUGUGUGCAUCUACAGUGCAGUUCAUCUCAGAACUAAAGAGGCAACACACACAGAUCGAGAGAAGAUUUCCCCUGUGACAUUCCUCUGACCUUGCUGUGUGUUCAUGUUUGAGUGCACGUCUGUGCUUUAGACAUGAAUCUCUUAAGAUUUGUAGUGGUGCUGGGGCUGUGCUACACACUCAGCUACCCGCCUGUCUCAGGUUCUGAAGAAGAGGGGUUGAGCAGGAGUUUCAUUCUGGACGCGAUCGAUGAAGCCAAGCGGCUCGUAGAUAACACUUAUUUGUACUCUCGUCAAGUGAGCCUUGAGAGGGUGCGCAGGGCUGAAUUCACUAGGCCAGCUGAUAUACAGCAAAUAAUGAAACAGCCGAGACGGAAGGCGCGUGAUGCCGUGAGAGCUGCAGACUACAUGGAGCAGACGCUAAGAAUCAUCUCAGAGAGAAGCCACCAUGCACACAAGAGAUCCAUUAACGCCACAGCACUGCUUACUCCUGAACAAAUCCACCUGAUCGAGAAUCUGACUGGCUGUCAAGCUCAAACCCAUCCUCCUUCAUGCAGAACCACACAGAAUCUGAACAAAUAUCGCACAGCCUCCAGCGUCUGCAACAACCUAUAUAAUCCACUUCAAGGAGCUUCAAACACACCGUUUUCCCGCUGGCUGCCUCCUAUUUAUGAAGAUGGCAUCUCCCAACCUAAAGGAUGGAACCAAGGGCGGCUCUAUAAUGGCUUUCCUCUGCCUCUGGUGAGGGAGGUGUCAAACCGAAUUUUCGCCACACAGAACAAGGACGUUGUGGGAGACAGUCAGUACACCUUCUUCCUCACGUUCUUUGGUCAGUUUACUGACCAUGACCUGACCCUCACACCCCUGACACCAAGCAUCCGGUCCUUUAGCAACGGCAUUGACUGUGACGUGAGCUGCGCGCGUGCUGAGCCAUGCUUCCCCAUCGAGCUUCCUGCAAAUGAUCCCCGCCGGUCCUCCCUCCGCAAGGGUUGCCUCCCGUUUUUCCGUUCUGCUCCCGUCUGUGCCUCUGGAGAAAAUGCAUACUUAUUUGGAGGUGUGCCCCAGAUCCGGCUGCAGAUCAACUCUUUGACAUCAUACAUAGAUUUGGGCACGGUGUAUGGCUCUGAGGAUGGACAGGCUCGGGAACUUCGCGACCUUUCCAGUGAUGAAGGCCUCCUGCGUGCCAAUCCAAAAUUUCAGGACAAUGGACGUGAACUGCUGCCCUUCAGUACAGUGGACAGCGAUAUGUGCACCACACACAAUCGGUAUCUAAACACCACGGGAAAGCCGGAAGUGCCGUGUUUUGAUGCAGGUGAUAACCGUGUAUCUGAGAACCCCGGUCUUACCGUGCUGCACACAAUGUUCUUCCGAGAACACAACCGGGUUGCACGUGCUCUGCGCCGCAUCAACCCACACUGGAGCGGCGAACAGGUUUAUCAGGAAGCUCGCAAAAUCAUGGGAGCCUUUCAACAGAUCAUGGUGUUUAGGGAUUAUCUGCCACACAUCGUGGGAACCGAUGCCGCAACGAGGUUGCUCGGGGACUAUCCCGGCUACGAUUCCAAUGUUGAUCCAACCGUCUCCAGUGUUUUCUCCACCGCUGCUAACCGCUUCGCCCAUGCCACUCUCCAGCCCUACAUCUUCCGUGUGAAUGAACAAUACAAGCCAGAUUCAAAGUAUCCCACCUUUCCUCUGCACCUGGGAUUCUUUGCACCAUUUAGAGUCGUAUAUGAGGGUGGAAUCGAUCCUUUGGUUCGGGGCCUGCUUAGUCAUCCGGCUAAGCUGAACAAGCAGCAUGCUGUGCUGGUCAACGAGGUCAGAGAAAAACUGUUCGACUUCGCCAACAAAAUUGCUCAGGACCUGGGUUCCCUCAACCUGCAGAGGAGCCGAGACCACGCCCUACCAGGCUAUAAUACAUGGAGGAAGUUCUGCGGUCUUUCCACACCCAAGAAUUUAAAAGAAUUGGCAAAAGUGCUGAAUAGCACAAGCGUUGCAAGCAGUCUCCUCAACCUCUACGGCUCUCCCGAUAACAUUGAUAUUUGGGCUGGAGGCAUUUCUGAACCGUUUGUCCGCGGAGGCCGAGUUGGUCCACUUUUCUCCUGUAUCAUUGCCACCCAGUUCCACAAGAUCCGCCAAGGAGACAGGUUCUGGUGGGAGAAUGAUGGUAUUUUCACUCCAGAACAGAAAGAACAACUGACCAAAAUUUCCCUGUCUCGAAUCAUCUGUGACAACACGGCCCUCACCAAAGUUCCUAGGGACGCUUUCCUCUUGAGUCGCAACCAAGCAAACUUUGUUAACUGCAAUGCAAUCCCGGAGGUUGACCUCAGUCCUUGGAAACAAACAGAUCUAGGUGACUGGGUCAGCAGUGAGGAAUCUUAUUAAUAUAAGGUCUGAGAGGCCACAGCAGUCCACGUUGAACCUCCAUUCCUCCUGUACCACCAGUCUCCAUGGAACCCUGUGGAAUGUUUAAUUAUUUUAAUGAAUGAAUUUUUAUAAUGUGAUAAACAAAUUCUAAGCUAAUUUUAACAGAAUAGGUUGCUAAAUAUAAUCAGGUUUACCUCUAAAUGUACUCAAUUAGUCUUCAAUUGCAUGUUCCAGAAUAGAAGUCUGUCUCACCCAAAAUUUAUUUUCCAUACUUACACACACAAAAUAAAAUAUCACUGUUUAAAGUAGAACUUUUAAAUUAUCCAUAUAAACAUAUAGCGCUAAAACGAUCUACUGUAGCACUGUCUACCAUAUUGAAUCUAUUGCUAGGAAAUAUUUCUAGUUUUUUUUUACGGAAAUAUUUACAGAAAAUAAACGUUUUUACAAAUUGUAUAUGGAAUUAUACAUUCAUGUUUACGGAACAUGUUUGUAUAAUUCCAUUUAUGAAAAUUGUUUAUGGAAUGUUUACGAAACUAAUAAUGUUUACGGAAACUCAUGUUUACGGAAAAUAAUAAGGUUAUAUGAUUCCGCUGACCUCUGUUAUGUUUUUUUUUUAUGUUUUACUGAUUUAUAUGAUCUGUAUUCAGCAUUGCUGUCUGAUUAGUCCUAGAAAAUAUAGCAUGUUUAUUUUUAUACAGUACAUUUAACUAUAUUUGGCUUUGUUCCUUCUGUAAACUGAUUUCCUCUGAUUUGUUUGAUGUUUUGAGAAUUUUUUUUGGGCUGCUUACCAGAUUACAAAUAAAAUU
Clarias gariepinus (North African catfish) is the source of this 3190-nucleotide messenger RNA. RefSeq names its product eosinophil peroxidase-like. NCBI's taxonomy places the organism in Eukaryota, Metazoa, Chordata, Actinopteri, Siluriformes, Clariidae. Gene Ontology annotation, biological process: response to oxidative stress. The record is from RefSeq and is a predicted model, not a curated record. The coding region runs from base 159 to 2402 and encodes 747 amino acids. The transcript is spliced from 15 exons. Gene Ontology annotation, molecular function: heme binding; peroxidase activity.